Molecule: messenger RNA, 1237 nt
Organism: Andrographis paniculata
Lineage: Eukaryota; Viridiplantae; Streptophyta; Magnoliopsida; Lamiales; Acanthaceae
Exons: 2
Coding region: 129-1073 (314 amino acids)
Biological process (GO): iron import into the mitochondrion
Cellular component (GO): mitochondrial membrane
Molecular function (GO): ferrous iron transmembrane transporter activity
Source: RefSeq, a predicted model, not a curated record
UUGAAUAUAGAGACAAAGUGCAACGCUCAAAGCAAUUGGACAUGAUUCCUUUCUAAAGCUAUCCUUUUAAAUCCAACAUUGAUCAUCAUCAUCUUCUUCCCCAAUUAGAUUCUCACAACUUCGAACACAUGAACGAACAAACCCCGAAAAUCGUCGUCGUCUCCCACGACGGGCUCGAAUUUUGGCAAUUCAUGAUCGCCGGAUCGAUCGCCGGUUCCGUGGAGCACAUGGCCAUGUUCCCGGUGGACACUCUCAAAACUCGGAUGCAAGCCAUCGCUAGUUCGUCGUACAAAAACAAAACCCCUUCCUCAUCGCCACAAUUAACUCUUAGGCAAUCCAUCGGCGGGCUAUACCGCGGCAUUGCGGCCAUGGGAUUGGGCGCGGGUCCCGCGCACGCCGUGUACUUCGCAGUGUACGAAACUUGCAAGAAGUUUUUGUCAUCGGAAAAUUCGAACAACCCGUUGGCCCAUGCGGCUUCGGGGGUGUUUGCAACUGUCACCAGCGACGCAGUCUUGACACCGAUGGAUGUCGUGAAGCAAAGAUUGCAGUUGAAAGACAGUCCGUAUAAAGGGGUCGGGGAUUGCGUGAGAAGGGUGAUCGUCGAAGAAGGGUUUGGGGCAUUGUAUGCGAGUUAUAGGACAACCGUCGUGAUGAAUGCCCCUUUUACGGCGGUUCACUUUGCCACCUAUGAGGCCGCAAAACGGGGAAUGAUCGGAGAAGAGGAAGAAGAGGAGACGCUGUUGCUUCAUGCAACGGCCGGGGCGGCUGCCGGGGCCUUGGCUGCCGCGAUAACCACUCCACUUGAUGUUGUGAAGACACAACUGCAAUGUCAGAUACAUGGGUUGUGUGGUGUGGUGCAGGGAGUGUGCGGGUGUGAUCGAUUAUCGAGCAGUUCAAUCCGAAGUGUAAUUCAAACAAUAAAGAACAAAGAGGGGUACGGAGGGCUUAUGCGGGGGUGGGUCCCACGAAUGCUAUUCCAUGCCCCCGCAGCCGCCAUCUGUUGGUCCACCUACGAGGCCGGCAAGACAUUUUUCCAACGCCUCAAUGGAACUACCCACAAUUCACAAGAAUAAUUUAUAUGUAUAUAUAUAUGUCACUCUUAAUUUUUUAUGGAGUUAUUAUAACAAUAAAACAAAUGAAUGUAUAAUUAUAUAUAUUUUUAAAUUAAAAAAUAAGGGUAAUUAUAUUUGUAAUGUUGUAUGCAGCACUUAUAAUUAUUUUCUUCAUUUAAAUAAAA